This is a messenger RNA of Vicia villosa (hairy vetch), 1293 nucleotides long. RefSeq lists its product as uncharacterized. Bases 1 to 1293 code for a protein of 430 amino acids. NCBI's taxonomy places the organism in Eukaryota, Viridiplantae, Streptophyta, Magnoliopsida, Fabales, Fabaceae. The transcript has 2 exons. Gene Ontology annotation, molecular function: catalytic activity. The record is from RefSeq and is a predicted model, not a curated record.
AUGAUUAUUUUCUCUCUUAAUAUUAGAGGAGGUGGUAAGGGAGUGAAGAGGAAGAGAAUUGGUUUCAACAUUCAAAUAGGUAAGGUUGACUUAGCUUUUUUACAAGAAACAAAGUUGAGGAACUUACAGCAUCAAUAUGUUAAGGAAUUGUGGGGAGAUGAGUGGGUGGAGUGGUCUCAUUUGGAGGCCGAAGGAGCAUCGGGAGGUAUUCUUAUUAUGUGGAGGAAAGACUUUUUCAAUCUCUUAUAUAGUUUCCGAGGCGAGGGUUUCUUAGUUGUUUGCGUGGAAAAGGAGAACAAAAGAAUUUAUUUUGUCAAUAUUUAUGCUUCUUGUGAUCACAAAGCUAGAAUGAAUUCUUGGAGGAAGCUAACGGAUUUGAAGAGGAGGAGUUUAGAUGGAUCUUGGUGUAUAGGAGGGGAUUUCAACCUUGUUACUUCUUCGGAGGAGAGGGUCGGAAUAUCGAAGAAGAAUUAUAAUAGGGAGAUGGAGGACUUCAAAGAUUUUAUCAAGGAGAUGGAGUUGGUGGAUCCUCCCACGAUGGGAGGUAAAUUCACUUGGUCCAAUAAGUGUGGUAGUGCUAUGAGUAGAUUGGAUAGAUUUCUUUUAUCUUCUUCUUUCAUCGAUGAUUGGAAGGAGGAGUGGAAAUCGUUGGAGGUGAAGGGUAGAGGGGAUUUUUGCCUAGUACAGAAAUUGAAGGCCCUUAAAAGUAAAAUUAGUGCUUGGAACAAGGAGGUGUUUGGGUGGAUAGACCUUAACAUUGAUGAGGCGGGAAAAGAGAUGCACUUUUUAGAUAACAAGUUUGCUAUUUUUGCAGGUAAUGUUUCGGAGGAGGUAGUCGUAAGAAGAUCUAAGGUGGCUAUAGAGUUUUGGGAUAACCUUUACAAAAAAGAAGGUUUCCUUCGAUUACAGUCGAGGCAAUUGUGGCUAGCCGAAGGAGAUAGUAACACGAGGUUUUUCCAUAAUUCUCUUAAGGAGAGAAGAAGGCGGAAUUCUUUGUGCUCUCUUUCUUCUAGUAGCGGCGUGCUAGAGGAUGUUAGCGAAGUCAAAGACUUCACGUUCAACUAUUUCAAGUCUUUCUUCAAAGAGGUGGAGGAGGGGCGGCCGAACAUUAAUGGUUUGGUUUCGAAGAAACUUCUUGUUUCGGAAGGGUUGAAUAUUGAGCGUCCGUUCACGGAGAGGGAAAUUAAGGAGGCUAUUUGGUCGUGUGAUGGUAACAAAAGUGCGGGGCCGGAUGGUUUCUCUUUAGAAUUCAUCAAGCGGUUUUGGGUUGUGAUUCGGGAAGAUGUGCAAUAA